Messenger RNA from Grus americana (Whooping crane), 6050 nucleotides. RefSeq names its product formin 2 (gene FMN2). Gene Ontology annotation, biological process: intracellular signal transduction; intracellular transport. Gene Ontology annotation, cellular component: endoplasmic reticulum membrane; cytoplasm; nucleus. The transcript has 18 exons. NCBI's taxonomy places the organism in Eukaryota, Metazoa, Chordata, Aves, Gruiformes, Gruidae. The record is from RefSeq and is a predicted model, not a curated record. Bases 235 to 5109 code for a protein of 1624 amino acids.
UGCAGCUCUCAGUGCUGUACUGAGCAUGUCCCAGCGGAGCCCAAUGCAAGCAGCACAUUAUGCAAAAAGGCAGCUCUAGCAGAUGGGAGAGAGGCACAGCAAGCAUUUGCUUCACUUGCAUCACCACCGCUUGAAAACAAACCUGGAUCGCUAGAGGGGAUCUCGCCGGCAGGCCAAAGGAAUGAAAUCCGGGAGCAUGGCUUGAUUGCUGAAGGUGUUGCACUGCGAAAAAUCAUGGGGAAUCAAGAUGGGAAGCUAAAGAAAAACACAGGUGAUGUGCAUGAAGGAGGAGAGGAUGCCUCUGGGCCCAAGGAUACAGAUGGCACAAAGAAGGUAUCGGGAAGCAGAAGGGGACUGGGGAAGCAUGCAAAAGGAAGUGAAUCCGGUAAGAAGAAGGGUAAGUCGGACUCGAGGGCCUCGGUGUUUUCAAAUCUGAGGAUCAGAAAAAAUCUGUCCAAGGCUAAAGAUGGAAAUAGUAGUUCACGGGAGGAUGUUUUGGAAAGCCAGGCCUUGCAGGCUGGAGAGCUGGACAGUACUCAUUCAAUUGUUACCAAAACUCCAGAUAUAAGCAUCUCUGCAGAUGAAGGGGGUCUCUCAGACACAGAUGUUGAACAUUUUGAAAUCAGAAAUGAAACUAUCCCAGCUGCUGUGGAGACACAGGAUGGACAAAGGACCAGCUCUGGCUCUGAUACGGAUAUAUACAGUUUCCAUUCAGCCACAGAACAAGAGGAUUUGCUUUCUGAUAUCCAGCAAGCUAUUAGACUGCAGCAGCAGCAGCAGGGGGCAAUUAACAUUGGAACUGAGGACCUUGUCACCAAAACAAUGGGCCGACACAUGGCUAAUUCGCAAGCAGCCCCCUUAGAUUUUGAACGGUUUCUUUCAGUAACUACCACUGACAAAGAGAGGAGCCCAGACACUGAGGGGGCUUUUCCAGCGUUAUCUGAAACUGCAGAAAACAUUCCUGUCUCCUGUGCAACUGAACGUGAACUGAAAGAAGUGGUAAAUGGCACAGGCUCUCCUGGUAACGGCUUAUUUGAAACACAAGAACGUAAGCUAUUGAUUGAGGAACAGGAACAGCUCGUUGCCGGAGUGGAUGCCGUAGCUAGUGAACUAGAAGAUGAUGUAAAUAGAACUGCAGUAGAAAACGGGUCUCUCUCAUACAGCUCCACACGAUGUUUUUCAACCUUGGUAGCAGAUGCUGAGACUAAAAUUGCUGAAGUGCAGGCUGUUGAUUUGCAGGACUCGGUAACAGAGGAUGAUAUUUCAGAUGCAGGCCGUGAUCAUGCUGCUGAGACUCAGGAAGGGAAACACACUCUGUCAGCCAGUCAAGUGGACCUGCAUAAUGGUUUAUCCACAGAAAUGAAAAAUGGCAUUUUGUCUUCCGAGGAGACAGCAGGCAGUCCGAUGCUCGGUUCCCGAUGCUUUAAGCCCUAUCUAAUUAAUCCUUGUUACAUCAAAACCACAACUAGACAACUGAGUUCUCCCAACCACUCACCUUCUCCCUCCCCAUCCCAGAGCCCGCUUUUUACAAGGAGGCAGGAGUCCUUCCACAAAAAAGAAAAAGUCUCAAUCAAGAAGCAGAGGUCUGCUAGUUUGGCAGGUUUAUUUAGUCGUUCAGCAGACUGGACAGAAGAAGUAUCUAAUCACAAAUGUGAGAUAACGCAGAAGGUGGGCUCUGCAGGCUACUUGGAGCACAAGGGGUUUAGAGAAAAAUUUCAAACGGAAAGAGUGCCUUUGACUCAUUCAAGAAAGUCCUCAGGGGUUCAGGCUUCUACAGAGGCAUUUCCCAAUGUCUUUUCAGGACGAACUCUGCUGGAAAAGCUCUUCAGCCAGCAGGAAAAUGCACCACAAGAAGAAGCAGAAAAACUAUGUUCUCGCAUUAUUGCAAUGGGUCUUUUGCUUCCAUUCACUGACUGCUUCAGAGAACCAUGUAAUCAGAGUGCCCAGCAAAGCACACCCACCUUUGAUCAAGACCAGCUUUAUACUUGGGCUGCAGUUAGCCAACCCACACAUUCAUCAGAUUACAUUGAAGGAAGCUUUCCAAGGAGAAUUCCAUCUGUGUGGCCCCCACCCAAACCUCCAGAUGAAGAACAAAGACUCAAAAUUACGGAAGAAGAGUUGAAAUCUGCUGUCCUAGAAACAGAGAAACAAUGCACAGAUGACGUUCAGCGGGUACAGGAUGAUUUUGAGGUGAAAUCUGAGGAGCAUGCCAGUGUCAUCCAGCAACUUGAGCAAACUAUUGAGGAUCUGAGGACCAAAAUUGCAGAACUAGAGAAACAGUUCCCUGCUCCAGAGGUACAGACUGCUGGGAGGGAGCAGGAAAAUGAGCACACGCCUGCAGUCUGCAGGGAAUUCAGCAGUGUGACUCUUCAAACAAAUGAAGAGGAGAACGUACCCAGGACUGUGUCACAUGCAAGAUCUGUACAAACGUCACCAACGGAGGAUUAUUUACCACACGCAAUGCCUUCAGCCAAUGCACUGCCACAGCCACCCCCACCACCGCACUUAGAAGGGGACAAAAGUGAAGGGCCAACUCAGAAAUUGCCAGGUCUAGAACUACAGCCCACGUUUUGUUCUGAAAUCUCCUUAAUUCUGUCGCCGAAGCUAAUCUCAGUGCCACUGGAUGCAAGCCAAUCUGUACAAAGUACGCUCCAGUCACCUCUUUCAGGACCUAAAAUUAAUUUGUCCCUUGCAUUUGAAGGAGAGACUGAAAUGCCAGCUUCCCAUCAGCCUCUAAGUACUGUAGAUGUGACUUGUAGUGAACGUGCCCCCUCUUUGCCCCCGGAGCCCACAUGUAGCAUUCCCCCAUCACUGCCAGUCACCGAACCAGCUGCUCCCCUGUCUGGAGCACAUGGCCCUUCCCUUGCCACUCCCAUGUCCAUAGCAGGUGUACCACCCCCACCACCCCUGCCCAGCUCAGGACUCCUUCCUUCUGCUGGCUCAGCAGUGCCACACCUGGACCACUCUUUGCCGGGCAUCAUGAUGCCGCCACCACCACCCCCUCCUCCUCCUCCGCCUUUACCAGGUGGGGACAUACCAAUGCUGCCUCCAGCCCCUCCUCUCCCAUGUGCUGGAGUCCCACCACCACCUCUACCACCACCUUUGCCUGCAGCAGGAGUCACAGGCCCUCUGCCAGGUUGGGGCAUCCCACCUCCUCCUCCACCACUGCCACCACCUUUACCUGGGGCUGGUGUCCCUCCCCCACCUCCUCCUCUGCCUGGCCUGGGAAUGCCACCCCCACCCCCAGCACCACCUCUGCCUGGGGCAGGACUACCACCACCUCCCCCACCUUUGCCUGGAGGGGGUAUCCCUCCUCCUCCUCCUCCUCCACCACCUCUGCCUGGUGCAGGUAUCCCUCCUCCUCCUCCUCCUCCUCCUCCUCCUCCUCCUCCUCCUCCUCCCCCACCUUUGCCUGGUGCAGGUAUUCCUCCUCCACCACCACCUCUUCCUGGUGCAGGUAUCCCUCCUCCUCCUCCUCCACCACCUCUGCCUGGUGCAGGUAUCCCUCCUCCUCCUCCUCCACCACCUCUGCCUGGUGCAGGUGUCCCCCCCCCUCCUCCUCUUCCACCACCUCUGCCUGGUACAGGUGUCCCCCCUCCACCCCCUCCUUUGCCUGGCUUGGGGAUGCCACCUCCAGCCCCACCACCUUUGCCUGGACAAGCGCCACCCCUUCCAGUGCCAGCCCAGGGCAGCACCUACCCGGCAGUCCCACAGGGCUGUGGGUUUCUUCCUCCUCUGUUACCAUCUGGUUUAUUUGCAAUGGGGAUGAAUCAGGAGAAAGGGAGCAGGAAACAUGUGAUAGAGCCUUCACGGCCAAUGAAGCCUCUUUACUGGACGAGAAUUCAACUCCACAGUAAAAGAGAUUCUAGUGCUUCACUUGUGUGGGAAAAAAUUGAAGAACCUUCCAUAGAUUAUCAUGAGUUUGAAGAACUGUUUUCUAAAACAGCUGUUAAAGAGAGGAAGAAACCCAUUUCGGACACCAUUACAAAAACAAAGACUAAACAAGUUGUCAAGUUGUUAAGUAACAAAAGAUCUCAAGCUGUUGGAAUAUUAAUGUCUAGCCUUCAUUUAGACAUGAGGGACAUUCAGCAUGCUGUUGUGAAUUUGGACAACUCUGUGGUUGACCUAGAGACCCUUCAAGCUCUGUAUGAGAAUAGAGCACAAUCAGAUGAAUUAGAAAAAAUAGAAAAGCAUAGCAAGGCAUCCAAGGAAAAAGAAAACGCCAAGUCUUUGGAUAAGCCAGAACAGUUUCUCUAUGAACUCUCAUUAAUUCCCAACUUUUCAGAACGUGUAUUUUGCAUCCUAUUCCAAUCAACGUUUUCAGAAAGCAUUUGUUCAAUCCGUCGCAAACUGGAAUUGUUACAGAAACUGUGUGAGACUUUGAAAAAUGGGUCAGGAGUUAUGCAGGUCCUGGGUUUGGUUCUUGCCUUUGGAAAUUACAUGAAUGGUGGAAACAGGACGCGAGGACAGGCUGAUGGGUUUGGACUAGAUAUCCUGCCGAAACUGAAAGAUGUCAAGAGCAGUGACAACAGCAGAAGUCUUCUGUCUUACAUUGUCUCAUACUAUUUGCGUAAUUUUGAUGAGGAUGCUGGAAAAGAACAAUGCAUCUUUCCUCUUCCAGACCCACAAGAUCUUUUCCAGGCUUCGCAAAUGAAGUUUGAAGACUUUCAAAAAGAUCUCCGCAAAAUGAAGAAAGAUUUGCGAGUAUGUGAGACAGAAGCAGCAAAAGUUUAUCAGCUAUCACUAGAAGAGCACCUCCAGCCUUUCAAAGACAGCAUGGAGCAAUUCAUUAGUCAAGCUAAAAUAGAUCAAGAAAAUGAAGAGAAGUCACUGACAGAAGCACACAAAAGCUUUUUGGAAACUGCAGCCUAUUUCUGUAUGAAACCAAAAAUGGGAGAGAAAGAGGUGUCCCCACAUUCUUUCUUCAGUAUUUGGCAUGAAUUCAGUUCUGACUUCAAAGACUUCUGGAAGAAGGAAAACAAACUUAUUCUUCAAGAAAGAGUUAAAGAAGCAGAGGAAGUCUGCAGGCAGAAAAAGGGGAAGUCGCUAUACAAUAUAAGACCAAAACAUGACUCUGGAAUUAAAGCAAAGAUAAGUAUGAAAAUCUGAGAGAAGAAAAGCAAAAGCCAUUGUUACCUGGUUACCAAAACUCAACAUGCCUGUGGGUGGGGAGCGAGGGGGAAGGAAACUACAUCAUCCUGAUCAUUUGCUUUCUUGACCUUUUUGAAUUUGCUUUUUGUUCUCUAGAGUUUUCCACCAAAUGAUGUGUUAUUGUACAUUCAUUCACGAAUGUAAUCACUUCAAUGGAGUGCCCAGCAAUAGACUAGGUAUGGACUUGAAACACCUUCCCUGUACUCCGUAUCUCCUUUGCCACUCAAAACCGGUAUUUUGUAAAGUGUAUGGUAUAUUACAAAUAGGCCAAGUCAGCAUGCAUAAAAAGCGACAUCUGCAUCAGUUCUGAACAUGCUGAAAAUUGCAUUAAGUUGAAUUUCAUAAGAAUGCUACUCGAUACAGUAAAACAUUUCCAUUCCUACUGGCAACAUCUGUCUAACACAAAUACUUCAUGGCACUGCACUUAGAUUAGGGAAAGAAAUGUUACUCCUAGUGAAUCGUUUGUAUCCGUUUCAUGUUGGCAUUUGUAGUUUGUAUUUUGAAUCGUUAAGUGCUGUUUAUACAGUAUAAUCAAUGCUUUCCCAACUUGUUUAGUUGCCCUCCAUGACUAAAUAUUUGUGGAACAAGAUGUUUACUGUAACUAUCUUUAAAAUCGAUAAGGCAGCAUACUUUUACUUCAUCUUUUGCCAGAUAGUGAAUGCCAGGUGGUAUGGGGGUCAGAAAUCCAGCAUUCAAAAAAAAAAAAAAAGAAAAAGUAAAAAAAAAAAAAAAAGAGUAAGUGAAAAGCAGGAAAAUACAGAAAAGCACAGAAGUGUGACAGAGAGUAUGGGAGAGAUUUGGCUAUUAUAGUUUGUUAAUAUAUAAAGCAGCUAAUACUUUUACAUGAACUUUAGAAGGUAUAGUAUAGUUUUAACUGCUGAUCACUUAAGUCAGACAGG